AAUAUGAGUUUUUAUUUGUUCUUAUGUAAUUUUCAUUAUUUAGAAAUCGAUUUCAAAAACCGGUAACAAGGAACGAUGCGUCAUGAGCAUCACUAUUAUUUUACACUGUCAUUACCAGUGAGUGCUCUUGUAAUUACUGUCAGUUUUGACAACCUGUGUUACGUUGUUUGAUUGAUUGAUUUCUUAUUCGUUUCGUGAUAAAUCUCAUGAGUUGUUGAUUUUGAAAACAUUGAGUCAUUAAUUAAUUUAUUUGCUAGUAAUAUACUAUAUCGUAAAUAUAUUAAAUCAAAUCCUAGCUCAUUCUAAUCGUAGUAUUCGUUUUAGUGCAUCAUCGAGAUCUCGUUUGUUUACUAUAGCAAAAAAUCGCUAUAUCUCUCAAAAACCUCUUUAAUUACCAUACUAACAUGAGUAAAAAGCCCAUAUCAUUCGGCAAAAUCAGUUUCAACAUCGCCAAAGCACCCGAAAAUACUAAAAAUGUAGAAAACAGCCCAGAUACAUCCACCUCAGGUUUUGGAACAUUUGGUCGCACUCCGAUACAGGAGCAGAAGGAGAUUGACGAAAUAACGGAUGAUUUGGAGAGUCAGCAUGUGCAGCAAGUGAUGGGGAUCAAGAAUUUCGGGAAGAAGGCUAAGAAUUUCAAUGUGGAAGAGAUGUUGGAACAGGCUAGGAAGACCGCACAAGAGGUGAGCAAAAAGAAGUUAGAAGAGGAAGCUGCCAAAGCAGCAGCGGAACCUGAGGAGACUCCUCCUGACGAAGAAGAAGAAGACAUCAUUGGCCCACUGCCACCACCUGCCAGUGAGAUCGGCCCACCACCAGUGGAGAAGAGUAAGAAGGAUGGAGAAGACAGUGACGAUGAGCUCAGUAGUUCUGAAGAUGAGGAGGAACUGAGUUUAGAGAAAAGAAUACCUAAUAGUCAUGAGGUAGAAAUGCUGCACGGCACCAAAGCGGUGGUAGCUCUAGCAGUAGACCCGUCUGGCGCCCGCUUGGCCACAGGAUCCGUUGACUAUGAAGUCUCCUUCUGGGAUUUUGCAGGAAUGGACUCCUCAAUGCGUUCCUUCCGCACCCUUCAACCCUGCGAGUCGCAUCCGAUCCGGGCACUUCAGUAUUCCGCUACAGGAGACUCCAUCCUUGUAGUGAGCGGGUCUGCUCAAGCGAAGGUCCUGGACCGAGACGGCUUUGAGAUACUCGAGUGCGUAAAGGGAGACCAGUACAUUGCUGAUAUGGCUAGGACGAAAGGCCACACGGCGGCCCUGAACAGCGGCUGCUGGCACCCGCACACGCGCGACGAGUUCCUGACGUGCGCGCAGGACGGGACCCUCCGCCUGUGGCGCGCCGCCGCGCCGCGCCAGCACCGCGCCGUCAUCAAGCCGAGGCAACAGAGCGGCCUCAAGACCAACCCCACCGCCUGCGCUUUUUCUAGAGACGGUAACACUGUCGCUGCUGGCUGCUUCGAUGGCUCCAUCCAAAUGUGGGACCACAGGAAAAACUUCGUCAACACAUCAGUUUUGCUCAGAGACGCUCAUCAAAAACAAACCGAAAUUUCGAGCAUAGCUUACUCCUAUCUAGGAUCCUAUCUCGCGAGCAGAAGCAACGAUGAGACCUUAAAACUAUGGGAUUUAAGGAACUUUAAGAAACCGCUUCAUGUCUUUGAUAACCUAUUUUCAAGAUACGAACAAACUGAUUGCUGUUUCAGUCCGGAUGAUGCUAUGGUAUUCACCGGAGAGUCUCUACAAAGAAACCAAGAAGUCGGUCGACUUAUAUUUUACAAUACUAAGACUUUUGAAAAGGUUACCGAGAUUGGUGUAUCCAAAUCACAUGUUAUUAAAGGUAUUUGGCAUGCGAAAUUAAACCAAAUAUUUGUCAGUUGUGGCAACGGAGUCGUCAAAUGUUAUUAUGAUCAGAAGCGAAGUUUAAGAGGUGCUAAGCUAUGUAUAGUGAAAACACAUAGAAAGAAACACUCCGUAGAAGUAGUAAGCUCUCAACAGAUAAUCACUCCUCAUGCUUUACCUCUGUUCAGACAAGAGAAGUUAAGAACUAGCAAGAAGAAGAUGGAAAAAGAAAGGUUAGACCCGGUGAAAUCUCAUCGGCCUGACUUACCGAUAACCUCUGGGCAAGGUGGUAGAGUUGCUGCCUCCGGUAGUACUCUCAGUUCAUUUGUGAUCAGGAAUCUAGGGUUAAGUAAACGCGUAGAUGAUGACCAAGACCCGAGGGAAGCCAUUUUGAAGUACGCUAAGGAUGCAGAGGAGAAUCCGUUCUGGGUCGCUCCGGCUUAUAAGAAGACUCAGCCGAAACCGAUCUUUCAGAAUGGAGAUGAGGACGGACCUUCGGAUCCCAAGAAAUCGAAAACAUAAUUUAAAAAAUAAA
Cydia pomonella (codling moth) is the source of this 2364-nucleotide messenger RNA. Its product is annotated as gastrulation defective protein 1 homolog. Gene Ontology annotation, biological process: regulation of DNA double-strand break processing. Bases 405 to 2351 code for a protein of 648 amino acids. The transcript is spliced from 6 exons. Gene Ontology annotation, cellular component: nucleus; site of double-strand break. Gene Ontology annotation, molecular function: protein binding. The record is from RefSeq and is a predicted model, not a curated record. NCBI's taxonomy places the organism in Eukaryota, Metazoa, Arthropoda, Insecta, Lepidoptera, Tortricidae.